Messenger RNA from Conger conger (European conger), 7702 nucleotides. RefSeq names its product nuclear factor of activated T-cells 5-like. Gene Ontology annotation, molecular function: RNA polymerase II cis-regulatory region sequence-specific DNA binding; transcription factor binding; DNA-binding transcription factor activity, RNA polymerase II-specific. Gene Ontology annotation, biological process: calcineurin-NFAT signaling cascade; regulation of transcription by RNA polymerase II; cytokine production. The record is from RefSeq and is a predicted model, not a curated record. The coding region runs from base 209 to 3790 and encodes 1193 amino acids. The transcript has 15 exons. NCBI's taxonomy places the organism in Eukaryota, Metazoa, Chordata, Actinopteri, Anguilliformes, Congridae. Gene Ontology annotation, cellular component: transcription regulator complex.
UUAACUAGUGUAAUUAGUUCUGGAUACGCUUUGAAUCACUAAGACACAUAAAGUCCGCGGCAAACCGGUUAAUUCACGUGUUUUCAUAGUUUCUUACUUUUUUGCCUCCGUUUUUAUUUCACAAACGAUCUGGCGACACAGCGAUAGUAAAGCAAGCUACGUUUUUAUCCAGAGGGUGUCCGAUUUCCCCUCCACCAGAGGCAUUGCAAUGCCCUCUGAUUUCAUAUCCCUGCUCAGCGCUGAUUUUGACGUUAAUUCGCCCAAAUCGCUCUAUUCUAAAGAUCAGAAUGUGCUUGUUUCUGACGGACCUGGUGGAACAAAUGAGUCUGUCUAUGACCUUCUCCCCAAAGAGCUGCAGCUGCCGUCCUCCACAGAGAGCAACACUGCAGCCAUGAGCCAGAAGAGUGGCGGAGAGGCCGGGCCCCCGCCCCUAGCGGCCCUCGCUUCGGAUGCCACCUCCACGUCCUCUUCCAUGUCCGCGGGGGGUCCCAGCAGUGCUCUUCCUGCCUCUUCCAGCCCCACCGCACAGCCCUGCACCUCUGUCACUGACCAGUCCGUUCACAGCGGCUGCUCUCCUGGAGAGGGGGUAAGUAGCCUCGCGGCGGCGGACGUCCUCGGCGAAGAUGGAAGGCUGUCGGGAGCCGGCGGCGGCGGUCGCCAGGCCGACGGCGGCGGGGGCGGAGCCGGAUGCGGGGCGCAGCACCUGCAGACCACGCCCACCAAGCGGCGGACGGUGCUGAACAUCUCGCCGCCGCCCGAGGACCUGCUGGACGACAGCCGCAUGUCGUGCCAGGACGAGCCGGCCCAGGACUCGGAGCACAGCGGCAGCCUGUGGAUGGACGACUCGGCCUCCAGCUUCAGCCUGCUGAGCUGCGGCUCCUACAACGACAACAGCGCGCUGCCCCGCAAGUCCCGCAAGCGUGGCCCGCGCCAGCGCCCCGGGCCCCGGCCCGUCUCCGCCCAGGAGGUCAGCAUGGACGUGUUCGACGCCGACAGCGCCCAGGCGCCCCACUUCGUCCUGUCCCAGCUGGGCCCCGACGGCAAGGCCUGCCCCAAAGGAAGCUCGACGGACAGCUCACAGCUGGGCGGUCAGAAAGGCGGGGUGCUGGCGGGGCAGUACCCGGUGAAGGGCGAGGGGAAGGAGCUGAAGAUCCUGGUGCAGCCUGAGACCCAACACCGCGCCCGCUACCUGACCGAGGGCAGCCGUGGCUCCGUCAAAGACCGCACCCAGCAGGGCUUCCCCACCGUCAAGCUGGAGGGCCUGAACGAGCCUGUGGUGCUGCAGGUGUUUGUGGGUAACGAUGCGGGGCGCGUGAAGCCUCACGGCUUCUACCAGGCCUGCCGCGUGACUGGCCGCAACACCACGGCCUGCAAGGAGGUGGACAUCGAGGGCACCACGGUCAUUGAGGUGUGCCUGGACCCCAGCACCAACAUGAGCCUCGCGGUCGACUGCGUGGGGAUCUUGAAGCUGCGGAACGCUGACGUGGAGGCCCGCAUCGGGGUGGCGGGUUCCAAGAAGAAGAGCACGCGGGCCAGGCUGGUGUUCCGGGUCAACAUCCCUCGCCCUGACGGGUCCAUCCUCACCCUCCAGACCCCGUCAUCCCCCAUCCUCUGCACCCAGCCUGCGGGUGUGCCCGAGAUCCUGAAGAAGAGUCUCCACAGCUGCUCUGUGAAGGGAGGAGAGGAGGUUUUCCUGAUCGGGAAGAAUUUCCUCAAGGGAACCAAAGUCCUAUUUCAGGAAAAUGUGUCGGAUGAGGAGUCUUGGAAGGCUCAGGCUGAGAUUGAUAUGGAACUGUUUCAUCAGAAUCAUUUGGUUGUGAAAGUCCCUCCAUAUCAGAACUUGGCGAUCUCCUCCCCUGUGUCAGUGGGGAUUUAUGUGGUGACCAAUGCUGGGAGAUCUCACGAUGUGCAACCCUUCACCUACACUCCAGAGCCAGAAAAUAUGGUGGAUGUGUCCGUCAAAGAAGAGUCCCCAGCCCCUGCAAAGCCCUGCCCGUUUGAAGAGCAGAUAGCAGUAAUACAGAGUGGUAGCUGCUUGGACAGUGCCUUGAUGCAUCCCAUGAUGCCCCUGGUCAAGAGGGAAGAGGUCACUCCCAUGGAGCUAUCCAGCGCCUCCUCGGCACCCAGUGUCUUCAAGCCGACAUCGGACACCGUCGGGUCGCCCCAGCAGUCAGUGGAAAUGAGCCCCAGCAUUCCGGCCAACGGCAGCAGCCCCUACCCCAGCCCCUACCCCAGCCCCCUGCCCCGGCCGCCCGGGGGACCAGAGCCGCCGCAGGCCUACGGCAGCGCCGCGCCGCUGGGCGCCCUCCAGAAGCAGGACCUGGUGGGCGGAGGGCCCUUCGCUGCGGGCAGGGAUGCCCUGCUGCAGCAGCAGCAGCCGUUCCUCCUGGACGGCGGGGAGGGCCUGGCCGUGGAGCAGCCGCCCCCGCAGAAGCAGCCGCUGCCCCUGUUCCCCCAGGACGGCGGGGCCCAGCUGGAGAGGGCCGUGCGGCAGCUGCAGGCGGGCGGGUUCGGGCCGCAGCUGAGCUCGGUGCUGUUCAGCGACCGGGCGCGGCAGCAGCAGGAGCGUCCGGCCGAGGGCUCCGUCGCCGAGCAGCAGCAGCAGCUCCAGUCCGAGCUCUACCAGUGCGGCCUCUUCCAGGGAGCGCCCCGCAGCGGCACCCCCGAGCAGCAGGGCUCGCCCCAGGCCAUGGUGCAGAACCACGCCGCCCUCUUCCACAGCCGCCCGCAGCAGCAGCAGCAGCAGCAGCAGGCCGCUCUGUUCCAGCAGGCAGGGGAGCUCCUCUCCAUCCAGACCUCCACCUUCCUCCAGCAGGCCCCCUCCCACCCCUCUCCGCCCCAGCAGCUGUUCCACACCCCCAGCCCUUUGGGCGAGGUGCAGGACCCGCAGGGGGCGCUGUUCCAGACCACGCUGACCAUGCUGACCGGCUCCAGCCUGUCGUCCCCGGACCAGCAGCCGGCCGGCCCCGCCCUGUUCCUGCCUGACUCCCAGCAGGCCGUGCCCCAGCCCCCGCAGGCCGUGUUUCAGGGCCUGUCCCCCCACACCCCCGCCAGCACCCUCCCACCCGCCCCCCAGCAGCAGGCCGGGCUGCUGUACUGCGGCAGCGGCCAUGGGGCCCGCGAGCAGCCGGGGGGCCUGCUCUUCAGCCAGGGCCAGGGGACCCCCCCUCCGCAGGAGACCCACAGCGCCCCCCUCCUGUUCUCCCAGGCCGGCGUGAUGCAGGCCGCGGAGCCCAUGUCCUUCCAGGACCAGAGCUCCGAGACGGGGGCCCAGCAGGGGAGAGACGGCCCCCGGCAGGGCCUGUUCCAGGACCAGCAGCCCAUGCAGGUGGGCCCCGGCCCCGAGCAGCCCGUGGCCCUCUUCAUGCCUCAGACGGCCAUCUUCGCGGCACCGAAUGGCGUGGCGGGGCUGCGGACGUCCAGCUCCUCCCCCGUACAGCCACAGCCCAGCUCACUCUUCCAGACCGCCGUGAGCGGGGCCCUGACCCAGCCCGGGCAGACCCAGCAAACCGGCCUCUUCCUCUUUGGCAUCCAAAAUGAGUGCGGCCAGCUGAUAAACUCCGCCGGCCCCACGCUGUGUGACCAGCUCAUCGCCAUCAGCCAGUCGGGCCAGCGCCAGGGCCAGGGCCAGCGCCACAGCGACGCUCAGAUCCAGGCCCUGCUGGGCCAGUCCAUGUGCGAGUCCGGCACCGCGCCCAACAGCCUGAACACCUCGCAGAACAUGGAGAAGAUCGACGACCUGCUGGUCAGCCUGCAGGAGCAGAGCGACAGCCUCUCACGAUCCUACUGAGGGACUUGACCGGAUUCUUGCUCACAGCGGGCAGUGGUCUUGCUGGGUGCGGAGGAACACAGUGGUGUCCCAGCCAACCCGAAGCCCCAUCGGGGACUCCAGAACCCUCUGUUCAGUUUAAUGUCACAUCACUGCCCCCUAUCUGCCAGCACUGGGGCGGGCCUGGCAUGGAAGCCCCGAGGUUUUCAGUUUAGGCAUGUGACAUGGCAUUAUGGUGCAGUCUUCUCUGGUUUGGCCUCAGCAGGGAAUGAAGUCCAGUGUUUGGUGAAAAAUCCGUUUCAGUCUAGAAAGCAUUUCUCAGCCACACAGGCUGUCAGUGAGCACACCGACGUCCUGACAUUGUAUGGCAGUGCACAGUAUCAACUGGACUGGACUGUGAAGCAUAGUUCAUCUGUCUCUUUCUUUUUUUCUUUUUUCUUUUUUUAAAAACAACACUAAAUGUAAACAAAACCUGUAGAAAUGGAGAAAAGUGAACCUUUGUGAGAAUGUUUUUGACCUUCGGCACUUUAUAAAGCUCUUCUUUGUGACCAGUUGCUCCUUAUAUGGACGUAUGGCUCUCCAUGGUCCCAGAAGUUGUAUGUGAAUUUGAAGAGACCGAUUGUAAGGCUAUUGUUAUAUAUGUGCUGUAUAUAGUUCUAUUUUCUUGAGCAUAUUUUUGAGUCAUGGCUAAAAUUUGAUAUGGAGUCCAUUUCACUGAACACACUCCUUGUCCCACCUGACUAUCUCUUCCCUGUACCCAAGAGCAGAUAUUUCUCCCCUUCUGCAGUUGGCACCUGUUACAUAACAGUUUGCAGGGUUUCCCCUUCUUGAAAAUAUGUUCAUUUUUGGAAAGUCAUGGAAAUUAUUGAAAUAUUCCUCUGACCAAAGGAAGAAACCAUUGCAAGUGACAUUCUGUACCAUCUUUCUUGCUAACACACUCGCUCCAAGGCAUAUUGCAUACAGCAUCUGUGUGCUCAUAAUGCUAACAAAUAGGGUAGCUAACUGGUUUGUAGAUUAAUUACUCUCGCAUUAAGUACCCUCGUGCUAAUGUAAAUUAAUUGGCUUAAAAAUGUGUGUCUACCUCUCAAAAGUAGCUCAAUAACUAUGAAGUAGCCCAGUCAAUUGCAAUGGAAAUGGAUCUGGGGAAAAUUUGCCGUUGUGAAGUCAUGGGAAAUGUAAAUGAUACUUCAGUGGGAAGCCUGAUUUUAGGUCAUUCACAAAAAAAUAUUCAGCAUUACUCGUUUUGAAUGUAUGUCUCUGUGUGUGAACAUACCACAGCAUAAUGAUAACAAUUUGUGUAACAAUAGAGACACAACCAGUUCUAAUGUGAUAAUUUAAGACGUUAUUUGUACUGUUAAGUACAAUUGUAUAUUCGUUUUUUUUUUUUUUUUUUUUCUAUCUUGUGCUAGUUGAUGUGAUAUUUUCUAAGCGUCUGGCACGUGGUUGAUGGCCAUGGGGGAAGUGGAGAGCCCUAGUGUUCUGCUCUUUUGUGUCAGUUAUUUGUAAUCUUUAUUUUCAGUCUGUAUCUAACCAUAAAACACGGAUCUCCACGGACAGGUGGAGGCUUAUUGUACGUCAUUGACGGCAACAUUACCAUUUGCAUAUAUAGACCGUAUUGUCCAACAGUGACCAUAAUGUUUGUAUACCGAUGUCUGUGUAGAUCUUGGAUCUCUGCGCUGGCUCUCUAUGGUUGAUCUAGGAGGCUUGGGGCGGCUCACUUUAACGCUUGUGUUGCAGGUAUGAACACAUCAAGGCCUGUCAGAAAGCCGCCGAACGGGUCUUUUGUUUAACAUACUCUGGCAGUACACGUUCGGGACCGUCUGUAACUGGCUGGAACAAGGCCAGGUCUUUCCUCAUAGAUUCUUUCUUUUUUUGGAGAUUCAGCACCCAAGUGCAUCUCAAGAAAUGAUUACUGGCAUUUUAAUCAUUUUAGGUCAUCAUCAUCACCCUUAUCAGUUUAACAGUGGUGUGCAGAGCCAGCUGUGUUAUACUUGGUGUUUUAAAGGGAGUCACUGCUGGAACUGUUGGGUGUGACUGACAGAGUCAUAAACGCUGUGCAGUCGUUUAGGGCCACAACUAUCUCUGGGCCACAAAACUGUAUGCUGGGGCACUUCGGGGCCACAGCAACACGCUUGUUUUGCGCCACCAAAAUCCCAGGGCCGGUUCUGGCGAUUAGCACUCUGCACUUGUCGGCCAACACUGAUUUUAAUGUGAAAUUGUAACAUUUUUGUCUGUGUGUUGUCCCUGUUCUGACCACAUUUUUAACAAUCGUCUCGGUAUACAAUAAGUUUAUCUAUAAACUUAUGUUCCUCCCCUGUGCAAGCCCUGUUAGCGGUGGUGUCAUGAUAAAAUCUUUUUUUCUUAAUUAUACCCUCUACGGUGUACUGUGAUGUAAAGAUGCAGAUGUUGUUACAUUAGAUCCAUUAUAAUGUAUAAGAUAUAUUCAUUCCCAGCUGAGCUGUAACAGCAGUUGGAUAUUCAGUGUUUCUGACCCCUUUACAGUCAGCACUAGAUCUUCAGGAACUGCUUGUAGACUGAGCACAGGAUGCUAGUUCAGGCAAUGCCAAACAUGAAGCCAUACACACAGGUAGAAUAUAAUUCAUAAAAUACAGAUUUCUGAGAAUUUAAACACAAUGUGUAUACAUUACCUCAUUACCUUGUGUAGGUUGUGCGCACAGCUGCUGCAUCUGCCCAAUUCCGGACCAAUUUAAGUUUUAUAUAAAAACAGAAUUUGGAUGACUUGUAUGUGUUAAUACACAAAGUUUAUUAACUUUAACUCACGCACAGUGAGUUACAAUUUUAUUGUUUGGUAAGCAAGUUGUUUGAGGGGCCAAUUAAAUGCUUUUGUUUUCAUAUUUUGAAGAGGGUAAAUUCUUUUUUAUUUAAUUUUUAUUUAUUUAACGGAAUUAAACCUGAGAGGGAAAUUGCAUGUUUGCACUGUUACAGCCUCACACGGGCCGUGCAACUUGUUAUAUGAGCCAGAUUAACCAAGUAUAAUACAACUUGUGUUGGAAAGUGGUGUAAGAAUAUUCCGCGGGUACCCAUCAAUAUCUUUUUUUCAUGGAGAAAGAAAAUGUGCCUUGACAAAACUUGCAUUUAGAACAGAGACCAUAUUUCUGUAUAUAGCUGCCUGUUAAUGUUCACAAAUGGUACAGCUGUCAGUAAAUGUUGUCUUUUGUUAAUGACUGUCAUACCAUCACACUUUUGUAUUGCAUUAGGUUCUCUUCUAAAUAACCCAAAAACAGUGACUAGGUGAGUGUAGUUUCCUGCAUUUCUGUUAAAAUCAAAACCAUCCAUUGCAUUUAUGUUGUGAAACUUAAGUGCAAUUGAAGUCUUGUCCAACUGCUAUGCAGCUUGACUCAGUAUAACUGUAAAUCUUUUACCUUUAUCUUUUCUAAAAAUAAAUUAUAUUUAACCUCUUGUGAUUUUAUUCCUGAUGAGGGAAAGGGGAAAAUGGUAACUCAUUAUUAUAAUUAUUUAUGUAACUUAAAAAUAUAUAUUUUUUUCUUUUAUGAGGCACCAGAGAGAUUAUCUGCAAAGUGUUCAUGUGAAAGGACUUUGUUGACAUCAUCAAGAUUAUAUAUUUUACAGAAAUUUUAAACAUGGGUGUCACCAGCUUUUCUUUCCUUUUUUAUGUAUUAUGAGUUAGACAGUCUGCACAAACAUUCCCAAUGUGUUUUUUGCUGUCUGACAAUCUGUGUGAAACCUUGCUUUGAAACUAAAUGGGUAUUUCCUUGGCUUUGUGUUGGCAUAUAGCACUGACAUGGGUUGGGUCUAGUUUGUCUGUGUUUUUAGCUACUAUGUGAACAAAUUUUUAAUAUUUGAGUUUACAGUAUAAAUAUAUUCAGUAUGUUUUUUUGCUUAUGUCAGAACAUUUAUAUACCUGUAAUUAUGUUUCAACAGUAUAUCAAUAAAAAUAGAUUCUAACUUUCA